This is a messenger RNA of Drosophila sulfurigaster albostrigata, 1419 nucleotides long. Its product is annotated as zinc carboxypeptidase. Bases 83 to 1351 code for a protein of 422 amino acids. The transcript is spliced from 4 exons. Gene Ontology annotation, molecular function: zinc ion binding; metallocarboxypeptidase activity. NCBI's taxonomy places the organism in Eukaryota, Metazoa, Arthropoda, Insecta, Diptera, Drosophilidae. Gene Ontology annotation, biological process: proteolysis. The record is from RefSeq and is a predicted model, not a curated record.
GUGUCCAGGGUACAGUGAACGUGCGAACGUUUCACAAAUCAAACAGACGAGGCAAGUGAAAGAACUAAAAAAGGAAGCCAGGAUGAAAGUGUCAGCAUUAGUGAUAGCUUUGCUAUCGUUGGUCGUAUUGGCCACAGCCAGAAAGCAAAUGGCCACGCGCUACGACAACUUUAAAGUGUACAAAGCUUUUAUAAGAGACGUCGAACAGCUGGAGGAGUUUAAAAAGAUUCAUCACCACAUACACAUUCAUAUGCUGCACGAUAUUGGCGGUGUCAAUCGCAGCUAUGAAGUCGUUGUGGGCCCAGCACAUCAGAAAGCCUUUGAGACAACUCUGCACUAUUUGGAUAUUGAAUUCGAGAUAACCAUUGAGGAUUUGCAAGCUUUGCUGGAUGAGUCAGCCUACGAUCCAGAUGCGGCCAUGGACUGGGUAACGUAUCAUCCGUUGGAUAAAAUCUAUGACUGGGUGGAUGAACAGUGCGCUGCUCAUGAUUAUCUCGACUGCAAGGUCAUAGGUCACUCCUACGAGGGGCGACCCAUCAAGAGCGUGCGUCUGUCGAAGCGUGAGGGCAACAAAGCCAUUUUAAUUGAGGGCAACAUUCAUGCCAUGGAAUGGAUAUCAUCGGCCACUGUUACCUACAUCCUAAAUCAGUUAAUCAACUCGAACGAUGCGGAGUUGCAGCGUCUGACCGAGGAAUACGAUUGGAUUGUGGUGCCCAUGGUGAAUCCAGAUGGAUUUGUGUACACACACGAAGUGGAGCGCUUGUGGCGCAAGAAUCGCCGGCCCAAUGGUUAUUCGAACUCUUCUGGUCUGUGUUACGGCAUUGAUAUGAAUCGCAACUUUGAUUUCCAUUGGAGCGGCGCUGGCUGGGGCAUCGAAGAUCCUUGUGACCACUGGUUUAAUGGCGAGCAGCCGAACACAGAGAUUGAGAUACUGCAGCUGCAGGAUUUCGUUAGCUCCUUCGAUGAGGGCUACAUACGUGCGUACAUGGCAUUCCAUGCCUAUGGUCAGUAUAUUCUGCUGCCGUAUGGACACUCGAACACUGAGUUUCCGCCCAACUAUGAUCAAAUGAUGCGCAUUGCCGCCGCCUUUGCCGAGGGAGCGCUCGAUUCGUAUGGCUCGGAGUUUACCUAUGGUGCCAGCGGGUUAUUGAACUACCCCGUCUCCGGUGCGGCCAAAGACUGGGCUUAUGGAGUUAAAAAUAUACCAUUCACCUGCACUGUGGAGCUGCGUGAUAAGGGCACAUUUGGCUUCUUCCUGCCAUCCAAUCAAAUUACGGAAGUCGGCGUCGAGGUCACCGAGGGCCUCAAAUCUCUCGUUGUCAAAGCAGCCGAAGAGGGCAUUUUUGAUUGAGAGUGAGACUGGCAUUGGUGGGUAUGGAAACAACAUUUAGCAUUAACAGUUGAGAUUACGAAAAUAAA